Messenger RNA from Frieseomelitta varia, 2806 nucleotides. RefSeq names its product cell surface glycoprotein 1-like. Lineage: Eukaryota; Metazoa; Arthropoda; Insecta; Hymenoptera; Apidae. The coding region runs from base 102 to 1562 and encodes 486 amino acids. The record is from RefSeq and is a predicted model, not a curated record. The transcript is spliced from 2 exons.
CGAAACCAAAAAGAAAAAAAAAAGAAAAACGUCUCUCGUCGUCUCGUCGCACGGUCGACGAGCACUCGUUCGUUGGUAGAAAAAUGACGCGAACGUAACUUAUGGAACAGUGCCGCGGUGGUUGCAGCCACGAGAUGGUAAACUCCCCUGCAACUGCAGCGACAAUGGCGUACCCAACGUUGGAGGAGGAGAGGCGGUCGAGCUGGCACGAGCAGCACGGCAACGACCACGGCGGCUGUCGUCGUCGACGCCAACGUCAACGCAACGCCGACCAGGCCGUCGAUUACCACGAGACCGAGACACUGAGACGCGACCUCGACUCGUUUACCGCCGUAUGCUCGCCGUGCAUCGAGCAACACGACGACCACCGUCACGUACACGACGAAUCGUGCACCGGCUGUCACAGCCACGGUUCCACUGCUACUAUACUUAAUCGUGAUUUUGCGCACAGCUACCAGCAGUUAAUCCCUGGACCGAGCAACCAGCCAGUUCCUGGACCAAGCAACGAGCCAGUCGCUGGACCGAGCAAUCAGCCAGUUCCUGGACCAAGCAACGAGCCAGUUCCUGGACCAAGCAACGAGCCAGUCGCUGGACCGAGCAACCAGGCAAUCCCUGGACCGAGCAACCAGGCAAUCCCUGGACCGAGCAAACGGCCAGUUCCUGGACCGAGCAAACGGCCAGUCCCUGGACUGAGCAAACGGCCAGUCCCUGGAUCGAGAAAACGGCCAGCCCCUGGACCGAGCAACCAGUCAGCCCCUGGACCGAGCAAACGGCCAUUCCUUGGACCGAGCUACGAGCCAGUCCCUGGACCGAGCUACGAGCCAGUACCUGGACCGAGCUACGAGCCAGUCCCUGGACCGAGCUACGAGCCAGUACCUGGACCGAGCUACGAGCCAGUACCUGGACCGAGCUACGAGCCAGUACCUGGACCAAGCUACGAGCCAGUCCCUGGACCGAGCUACGAGCCAGUCCCUGGACCGAGCUACCAGCCAGUCCCUGGACCGAGCAACCAGCAGUUUCCAGAGCUGCUGAUCGAGCUUCCCUGUCCAGCCGACGGUCGGAUCCAGAGACGAUCCCGUAAGCAAAGCCAACCCAGAAAGGUGACAGAGGUCGAGGAGGACGAGGAGGACGAGGAGGACGAGGAGGACGAGGAGGACGAGGAGGACGAGGAGGACGAGGACGAGUUGAUGUGUUCCGAGGAGGAGAUGGAGCAGGAAGAGGAGCAGGAGAAGGAGGGAGAGGCGACGGAGGAGCCUGAAAGCCAGAUGGCCAUCCUGAAGGAGAAGUAUUGUAGUCCAUCGACCAGGAGGUUGAAAAUGUUGAAAUGUCGUCGGUGUCCCAGGAAUUCGCCCGCCAGCGGAAGCAUCUUUCCGCCGUACCACAGCAAAGCUUCCCUCCUGCUGCACAACAUGUGGAGACACAAAAGAAACAAAACUCCGACUCGGACUUAUCAUUCAGAAAACCAAGCGCCCAACAAUGAUAACCAAGUGUCACAGAUGUCCUCCAUCACGUUAAAGGCUACGGUGUACACCAACCCUGCUAGGUAUGACUAUCAAAGAUAACACUGGAUGUCGAAAGGAACAACAGCGGACGAUCGUGGAUCUCGAAACGCGCUAAUUCUCGAUCUUUCUUUUUUCUAGAGUUUUUCGAAUGUGAUUAGAUCGAUCCAGUGCCUUUCGAUAUACAUCGGUUAUAUAUGAUAUGUGAUUUCUGGAUUCAGGGUAUGUGCGUCGGUGAGUUCGUCGAGGAACUCUCGUAGGUUCUGCCGUUUUGGAGGACAGGAAUGCUCGGUUCUGAGAUACUUCCCGCGUUCCUAACGAAAAACGGUGGACCAGCUUUCUGACGGUGUGCGAUUGAUCGAUUUGAAUCGAAUAACUGACGUGUCUCACUGCCAAGUCACGGCGAUAGGUACAAACAACUUUCACAUAGCCAACGAAACAAUUUUAGAUAGAAAAGAAUUUUGUCGAAGAAAACUUUCCUCAAGCUUUUCGGAUGCGACCAAACGUAUCUUUCGUCUUAUUCUUCAUCAUGUUUUUACUAUUUCUUCUUCUUUUUCUUCUUUUUCAUCUUUUUAAUAUCUCUUCUUCUUUCUUCUUCUUCUUCUUCUUCUUCUUUUUCUGACCCUUUUUGUGAAAAAUGAGAGUAGAGUCUCCGCAAGUAUCUACUUACGAAUGCGACUUGACGUAUUAAGUUGUUCGCUUGCAAUUACAGUUUUAGUCCAAAGUACCUUAAGGCUCGAAUUUUCCGUAAAAUUUCGUCCUAGCAAGUACGUUUAGUCGCAUUCGUAACGUAAGGAUGCCGUGAAAAUUAUAUUUUGCAUGUAAUUAAAUGGGAAGGAGAAGGAGAAAUUGAAAAGAUGAAAAGAAGAAAAAUUAAAAAGAUGAAGAAAAGGAAAAUGUUUGAUAUUUAACGAUUAUCUCCACGACUCGUUUCUCUAAUUUCAUUUCUGUUAACUAAUCGGUGAUUCUUAUAAACGUAUAAGACACUUAGGGAGAGAGACUGUGUGUCUGGUCAAGGAGAUCAAGAAAGUAAGAAAAAAAGGAAACUCCGUGAUCUAUUUAAUCCGUGCUUGGCCCAAUGAGCACCAUUUUUGUACUAAAGAUAUUUGUAUAAAGAUUAAAACAUUAUCUUGUUUACGUUACUAUAUGAAAUAUAUUAUAUCUAUUAUACCUAAACAGGCUGCCCGAAAAGCCUGGGUAAACGUAGGCUCUCAGAGAACGCCCGCUUUCGUAUUAUUUCUCUGGGAUUCUGCGAUUUCCGCUUUUUCAUUUCACACGUCCUCUCAUUCAAGCACAGUGAAAAAAGA